Molecule: messenger RNA, 3351 nt
Organism: Colletotrichum truncatum
Lineage: Eukaryota; Fungi; Ascomycota; Sordariomycetes; Glomerellales; Glomerellaceae
Product: SNF2 family domain-containing protein
Biological process (GO): DNA repair
Cellular component (GO): nucleus
Molecular function (GO): ATP-dependent chromatin remodeler activity; ATP binding
Source: RefSeq, a predicted model, not a curated record
AUGGAGUCUUCCAACGGUACAAAUGGCCGAGCAACCUUGGCAACCAACGCCCAGCCGCAAACGUGGAACGCGCAAGCGUUGCUAGCCCCUCGUUCGUACGCAGCUUCCUCAACAGGCGUGAGGCGAAACUCUCCCAAAUCACAAUCAUUAGCGAGUCGAACGGCCCCGACAAACCACAACAACACCAACAACGCGGUUGUUUUCCAGUUUGCGAGUCCGAAUGAUACACCCAGCGAAUCUAUGACACCCGUUAUGGCUUCAGGCGCGUCAACGCCAGGCUACGAUGGCGGUGUUCCACCUUACGGCAUGGGUAAUGUUAUUGAGCGAAUGAACAACGUCCAGGAUCGCGCCUCCGCGCCUCAGCCUAAACGCAGAAAAUUCGAUACGCCGGAGUCUGAUGCUGACAACAAGAAGGUCAUGUCAGCUGGGGGCAGCGGCAUGCUUGGCGCUUAUGUCAAGGAAAGACAAGAACAAGGCAAGAGCGAGAAUUCAAAAGUCUCCACCCAGACCGUCGACCUGACAGGAGGUGACGAUGAUGUGGUCAUGGUUGAGAACCCUGGCAACGAAGAGGUUUGCUACGGCAUGCUCACCGGUCACCUGGAUUGCCACAAGGUACCAUCUGCGAAGCCAGGCACUCAGAGUAUUUUCGGAGCGGACUACAUGCCACCGGUGAAGAUUGUUCUUAAGAGGAUGACCGGAGACUCGACCAAACGAGUCCAGGCCUACGACCAUACUAGAGAUAUUAUUGGAAAUGUGGACGCCGCGACAGCCAGUGGUCUAGUCCCCUUGUUGGAUUCCAACGUACGCCUCAGAACAGACUGCAAAAUCCCCGCGCGGAGAAAGCUGCCCGACGAACAGCCGGGCAAGCCAAUUUCACGAUCAUAUCCUGUGGAGAUGACACUCUACGGCCAGUAUAAAUUCGCCAGAGCUGUCGGCAAGCACUUCCAGAGAUUCAACAUCACCCUUCGUCACCCUAACAGAGUUGACAAGGGCAUUCGUUAUGAAAAUGUUCAUGCCGAAGCCAAGCCAGCUACGACUGCCCCUAGAUCUCUUUCGGGAGCGCUGGCUCACUAUAACCCACAGUCAUCCACCACUUACUACACAAAUGCGACUCCUCGUACCGUGGAAGAGAUCCGAUCAGAUGUCAUGGGUGUCUUUGAUUCUAUGGGCAACAGCGACGAGCUUCCAGAGCUCGAUCCAUCCCCUAUUGUCACCACUGAACUUCUCAAGCACCAAAAACAAGGUCUUUACUUCAUGACAACGAGGGAGAAGACAUCAAGUGCCGAGGAGAGAACCAAAGGCACCAUGUGGCAGGUCCGAAUCGGACCUAAUGGUCAAAAGUCCUAUUACAAUGUUAUUACAGGUCACGCAGAGCGACAGCUUCCAAGCGAUACUCAUGGCGGCAUCCUUGCCGACAUGAUGGGCUUGGGUAAAACGUUGAGUGUCCUCUCGCUCAUUGCUUCUUCUUUGGGCCAGGCCAGCGAAUGGGCAGGUCGAACACCUGUCCAGCCUGAGAUGCCACCUCAGAAGGCAGGAGGUAAAGCGGCUGCCUCAAGCACUUUGCCGCUGACCAACAUCUCGAAAAAUUCAAGGGCGACGCUGUUAGUUUGCCCCCUGAGCACAGUCACAAACUGGGAGGAGCAGAUUAAACAGCAUAUCGCCCCGGGCAAAUUGACUUAUUACAUAUACCAUGGUUCAAAUAGAAUCAAAGAGGUUGAAAAGCUGGCCGAUUUUGACCUUGUCAUCACCACCUACGGCUCUGUUUCGAGCGAACUUGGCGCCCGCAGCAAACGCAAGUCCGGCAAAUACCCCCUGGAGGAAAUAGGCUGGUUUCGCAUCGUUCUCGAUGAGGCGCACAUGAUUCGUGAAGUGGCAACUCUUCAGUUCAAGGCCAUCGUUCGUCUCCAGGCUUCCCGGCGUUGGGCAGUCACGGGAACUCCUGUUCAGAACCGCCUGGAGGAUUUGGCUGCCCUGCUUCAGUUCAUCCGACUCAAACCCUUUGAUGACCGCAACAAGUUUAACCGAUUCAUCGUAGACCCAUUCAAGGCGUGUGAUACAGAAAUUGUGCCGAAACUUCGGGUUCUGGUAGACAGUGUCACGCUCCGCCGUCUUAAGGACAAAAUUAACCUUCCCCCACGGAGCGAUCACAUUGUCAAGCUUGACUUCACGCCGGAGGAGCGGGAGGUUUAUGAUCUUUUUGAAAAGAACGCUCAAGAUCGUGUCAAGGUUCUAGCAGGAAACGGCGUGCAGCGAGCGCUGGGAGGGCACACUUACAUCCACAUUCUGCGAUCCAUCUUGCGGCUCCGACUUCUCUGUGCCCACGGCAAAGACCUACUCAAUGAAGAGGAUCUGGAGGCUCUUCAAGGAAUGACUGCUGACAUGGCUAUUGACCUGGACAGCGACGAUGAAGACAAGAAGCCUGGGCUGUCGGAUCGUAAGGCAUACGAAAUGUUCGAGCUUAUGCAGGAGACCAACUCAGACACGUGCAGCGCAUGUUCUAAGAAGUUGGGCACCAACGACGACGCCAGCAUCGAGUCAGAGGGACAAGAGGACAUUCUUGGCUACAUGACGCCUUGCUUCCACAUCAUCUGCGGUUCCUGCAUUAAGGGUGUCAAGGAGCAAGCCAAGCGGUUGCUGCCUCCUGGUCAGGCUAUGGGACCGUGCCCUAUCUGCUCUACCGUCAUCAAGCCUGCUUACGUGGACAUUCGUCGAUCACGAAUCAAGGUAGAGCACGAGGGUCCGGCGAAGGACAAGACCGCAACGAAUGGCCGCAAGAGCUUUGGAAAGUAUACCGGGCCGCAUACCAAGACGAGGGCGCUCGUCGAAGACCUGCUCAAAUCAAGAGCCGACAGUGAUGCGAACCCAGAAGAGCCGCCGUACAAAUCUGUUGUCUUCUCGACGUGGACCUCACAUCUUGACCUAAUCCAAAUGGCUCUCGACGCUCUCGGUAUCACGUAUGUCCGACUCGAUGGCAGCAUGUCGCGCGUGGCACGCACUCAGGCGAUGGAUACAUUCCGUGAGGAUGAUAGUGUUCAUGUCAUACUGGUGUCAAUUACGGCCGGCGGCCUUGGACUCAAUCUGACAGCCGGCAAUAACGUUUAUGUUAUGGAGCCUCAGUACAACCCGGCAGCGGAAGCCCAAGCCGUUGAUCGAGUCCACCGUCUUGGUCAGAAACGUCCGGUCCGCACGGUCAGAUACAUCAUGCGGAACAGUUUUGAGGAGAAGAUGCUUGAGUUGCAGGAAAAGAAGAACAAGCUUGCAAGUCUAAGCAUGGACAGAAAGGACAGAGUCUUUGACAAGAGUGAGGCAGCCCGGCAGCGGCUGAUGGACCUCCGAAGUCUCUUCAAGUAG